ACCAUCGUUUGUAAACUAAUAAAUCUAACCGGUGUAAAUAAUUUUACAAAAUAUAAAAAAUUAUUAAUUUUCAUCACGAACAGUGAUACAAAUUUUGAAAAAUGAUAGAAACAUUACGAAAAAGUUCCAGUGUUCACGAGGAGAAAAAUGAUGAAUCUCUACAAGGUGAUUUGGGACAAGAACCGUCAGCCCCCAUAACCAGACGAGGAUUUCUUACUUCCUUCAAGACAGGAAAAACUAUGAACAUUCCUGACAGUGAUGUACUUGGACGAUGUCGAUUUGUAUCCGAAUUUGAAAAAUUAAAUCGAAUUGGUGAAGGUACAUAUGGAAUUGUUUAUCGUGCUAAAGAUACAACGAAUGAUAAAAUUGUUGCCUUAAAAAAAGUGCGUAUGGAACAUGAAAAAGAUGGUAUUCCUGUAAGUAGUUUACGAGAGAUUCAAGUUUUAUUGAAUUGUCGCCAUGAAAAUAUUGUUCAAUUAAAAGAAGUUGUUGUUGGACGAAGUUUAGAAAGUAUAUUUUUGGCUAUGGAAUAUUGUGAACAAGAUUUAGCAUCACUUUUGGAUAAUAUGCAAGCACCAUUUUCAGAAUCACAAGUCAAGUGUAUUAUGUUACAAGUAUUACGUGGUCUUCGAUAUCUUCAUCACAAUUUCAUCGUUCACAGAGAUUUAAAAGUAUCGAAUCUAUUAAUGACUGAUAAAGGCUGUGUAAAAAUUGCUGAUUUUGGUUUAGCUCGAUGGUUUGGCAUCCCAUUAAAAUCAAUGACACCCAGAGUUGUAACACUUUGGUAUAGAGCACCAGAGCUUUUAUUACAGGCACCCACACAAACAACAAGUGUUGAUAUGUGGGCUGCUGGUUGUAUUCUUGGAGAGCUAUUAGGUCACAAACCAUUGUUACCCGGACGUUCUGAAAUUCAACAAUUAGAACUAAUCGUUGAUCUUUUAGGUACUCCAUCAGACGCUAUUUGGCCAGAAUUUACAACAUUACCUGCUCUACAAAAUUUCACAUUAAAACAACAGCCUUAUAAUAAUUUAAAACAACGUUUUCCAUGGUUAUCAGCAGCUGGUUUACGUUUAUUAAAUUUCCUAUUCAUGUACGAUCCUAAAAAACGUGCUACCGCUGAAGAAUGUUUACAAAGUAGUUACUUUAAAGAAGCACCAUUACCUUGUGAUCCUAAAUUAAUGCCAUCAUUUCCACAACAUCGUAAUUUAAAGAAUGCUGCACCUGGUAAUAAAGGUGCACCGGGUAAUAUUAGCUCAGAGCCGGCAACAAAUACUGGCGCAAAUGAUCAAACUAAUAAUUUACCAGCUAUUUCUGAUUUGUUGGGAUCUUUGGUGAAGAAGCGUCGAGUGGAUUAGAUUUAUAAUUUUCUUUUUUUUUUUUUUUAUUGUAAGAUUUAGUUUUAAUAUAUGAUCUAAUGACUUGUAUAUAUUACAUUCGAAUAAAAGUGAUUUGUCGUA
This is a messenger RNA of Chrysoperla carnea, 1457 nucleotides long. It is a transcript of the gene Cdc10, whose product is annotated as cyclin-dependent kinase 10. Lineage: Eukaryota; Metazoa; Arthropoda; Insecta; Neuroptera; Chrysopidae. Gene Ontology annotation, molecular function: ATP binding; cyclin-dependent protein serine/threonine kinase activity. The transcript is spliced from 7 exons. Bases 102 to 1355 code for a protein of 417 amino acids. Gene Ontology annotation, cellular component: nucleus. The record is from RefSeq and is a predicted model, not a curated record. Gene Ontology annotation, biological process: regulation of mitotic cell cycle; protein phosphorylation.